UUUUUGAACGCCAAAGGAUUAGAGCAAUUGCUUCAGAUAUACCGACCCUCUGUAGCGGCCACUGGAGUCUCCAUUUGCUUAUACUAUUUGGCAUAUAAUGAGGACGCCAUGGAAAAGAUAUGUCUGUUGCCGAAGCAUAUACUGAACGAUUUGGUGGCCUAUGCUUUAUGGCUACUGGAAUGCUCUCACGAUUCGAGUCGAUGUCACGCCACUAUGUUUUUUAGUCUCAGUUUUUCGUUUCGUAUGAUUCUUGAGUUGUUUGACAGUCAGGACGGACUCAGAAAACUACUAAAUGUGAUAUUUCUUUUGGACAUCUUCUCAGACGAGACGGAAUACACUGAGGAUGAGUUGUUCACCAAAAGGCAAAACGCGAGACACGUUUGCGUAGCG
This is a messenger RNA of Medioppia subpectinata, 390 nucleotides long. Lineage: Eukaryota; Metazoa; Arthropoda; Arachnida; Sarcoptiformes; Oppiidae. The record is from the annotation of a GenBank genome assembly.